GGCACAGAGCCUGGAGCUGGGCGCUGACUACAGCAAGGUACCAUCAGUGGAGAAGGUUUUGAAGGCGCUGGCUGGAAAAUUUGCAGAGAUGAUUCGCCAGGGCAAUGGCACCUUCAACUCCAUCCCAGAGCUGGCUGUAGAGAGGAUGGCACAGGUCAUCCAGGAUCUGCGGGAGGAGAUGGCUCGUGUCACAGAGAAGGUGCAGUCCAUCGCCAACAGCUUCCCUCUCCCCGACUACACCCGGCCUGUCAGCGAAGCCCUGGUGAAGGCCGAGGACAGGAGCCAGCCAUACCUCCGGGAGGUGGAGCGCUUUGAGCAGUACAGGUGGAUCAUGGGCACAGUAUUGUGCUCUAUCAUCCUCCUCAUCCUCACCUGCAAUGUGACAGGGAUGGCCCUCGGGGCAUAUGGGCUCUCCAAGCGGGAAGACCCGAGUGACUACGAGUGCCGAGGAGAAGCUGGUGCCAAGUUUCUCCUGGUUGGCGUGGGCCUGGCUUUCCUGUUCUCCUGGCUCCUCAUCCUCCUGGUUUUCGCCACCUUCCUGGUUGGGGGCAACAUUCAAACGCUGGUUUGCAGGAAUUGGGUCAACCAGGAGAUUUAUAAGUUCAUCGACACCCCUGGGAACCUGCCUCCAUCCAUGAAUCUCACCCGCCAGCUCAACCUCAGGAGGGACUCUAACCUCAGUGCUGUGUACCGGGAGUGCAAGAGCGGUGCAGGGCUGUGGGAGGUGCUGCAGCUCGAGAGCUCUUAUGACCUGGAUGAGCAUCUAAAAACCCCCAAGUACACGGCCGAUUUCCAAAAACGUCUGGGCGACUUCACGGCGCGCCUGGGCGACGUGCGGCUCCUCCGCAGCGAGGGCAGGCAGGACCUGGAGACCUUCGCUCGCAGCGGCAUGGACGAGGUGGACUACGCACGCUUCCAGGAGGAGAUGAAAAUUCCCGUGGUGAAGACCAGCCUCCCUGGCUUGGCAAGGAGCCUCGAGGCGCUGCAGAAAAUGCAGAGGAAUGGCACGGUGGCAGGGCGGCUGGCUGCUGAGGCCCAGGGGCUGUGGCAGAUGCAAAAUUCCACAGUGCACUCGCAGGAAGCUUUGGUGGCAAAGCUGGGGGAAAGCAUCCAGUUCCUCUCCCGCUUGGCACCACACCUCCAGGAGCGAGUGAAGACAACGCUGGCCACCACAGCCUCCGUGGAAGCCCGGCUGCCUGUACAAGCCCAGCACAUCCUCCGGCAGGAGAUCGGCUGCUUCACCAGGAAGGAGCUGCGGUACUUCACACAGUACCUGAACUGGGUCGGGCAGACGCUGAGGGAGGAUGUGGCUUCAUGCCAACCGCUUGCCACGGCCCUGGACAAUGGGCGGGUGAUCCUGUGUGACCGCAUCACUGACCCCUGGAACGCUUUCUGGUUCAGCCUUGGAUGCUGCACCUUCUUCCUCAUCCCUAACAUCAUCUUUGCCAUCAGGCUCACCAAACACUUCCGCCCUAUCCACCGGCUCAUCUCUACAGGGUCAGAGGAGACCUGUCCCUUCCACAUCCCCCGGGUCACAGCACUCAAGCUCUAG
Eurypyga helias (sunbittern) is the source of this 1552-nucleotide messenger RNA. It is a transcript of the gene PROM2, whose product is annotated as prominin 2. The annotation marks the transcript as partial. Gene Ontology annotation, cellular component: prominosome; apical plasma membrane; cell surface. Gene Ontology annotation, molecular function: cholesterol binding. The transcript is spliced from 17 exons. NCBI's taxonomy places the organism in Eukaryota, Metazoa, Chordata, Aves, Eurypygiformes, Eurypygidae. The record is from RefSeq and is a predicted model, not a curated record.